AUGUUCCGCACGCAAGUGUUCCGCGCUGGUUUGCGCAUCCAAAAGGCCAAUGUGCGCCAAGCGUCGACUAAGUCGGCACAGGAGACUGCGCAGCAAGCGCUGAGCGUUGCCCAGAAGCAAGCAGAAAAGGCGCUCGAGGUCUCGAAGCAGGUUGGCGGAAGGGUUGGCGAGCGAGUGGGGGGCUGGCUCGGAUCCUAUCGCGAACCAGUAACAUACAAUUUGGCGGUCGCACGCGCAUUCUUGCGCCAGGUAUACGUUGCAGAAGGAUUGGCACCUCCGACUUCGGUUGAAGCCUUCACAUCAGCCUAUCGCACUUUGCUUGAGCGCGCAAAGAACCCUGCCUACUGGAGGGAGAUCUCUCAGUCGGGAGAAUGGGCAAAGGUCGCAUUGUAUGGGGUCGAGGCAUAUGGCAUCUUCCAUAUUGGCGAAAUUAUUGGCCGGAGACACAUUGUUGGCUACAAACUGAACUGA
Molecule: messenger RNA, 471 nt
Organism: Rhizoctonia solani
Lineage: Eukaryota; Fungi; Basidiomycota; Agaricomycetes; Cantharellales; Ceratobasidiaceae
Product: F1F0-ATP synthase G subunit
Exons: 3
Coding region: 1-471 (156 amino acids)
Biological process (GO): proton motive force-driven ATP synthesis
Molecular function (GO): proton transmembrane transporter activity
Source: RefSeq, a predicted model, not a curated record